Molecule: messenger RNA, 7158 nt
Organism: Scylla paramamosain (green mud crab)
Lineage: Eukaryota; Metazoa; Arthropoda; Malacostraca; Decapoda; Portunidae
Gene: emb
Product: exportin-1-like
Exons: 19
Coding region: 434-3637 (1067 amino acids)
Biological process (GO): ribosomal small subunit export from nucleus; ribosomal large subunit export from nucleus; protein export from nucleus
Cellular component (GO): cytoplasm; nucleus
Molecular function (GO): small GTPase binding; nuclear export signal receptor activity
Source: RefSeq, a predicted model, not a curated record
GGCCAAUGGCGGCCGUUGAUUUACCGCGGGAAGAGAGGACAUGCUGAUGAUGUUUCCCAAGGUACAAAGAAACGGGCUAAAACUAUGUCAAACCAAUGAAUUUAGACCUAUGUCAAACCCUACACGACCUUUGCCACAAUAGAAAUACCCCAGUAAUCUCUAAACAGCCUAAAAACCCGCGAAUUACCGGGAAACGAGGGUCCAAAUAUGAAGGCCUCGUCUGCACUAUCCGGUUUGUACCAGUUUUAAACCGAAAUUUUCAUGGCGAAUUGAACUCCUCUCAGCCCCACAGGCCCCAUUUAUCCCUAUUUCCAGGGGGUCUAUACGGUAUUGGCCAGGUGAGGAAGGCGAGGCAAGGAAUAGAAAGGCACGUGGAUGUCCCGGAGGAGAGGAAUAGCGGGAAGCAGAGGACUUAGAGCAGAAGAUUGAAAAGAUGAGUCUGACUGUUGAAGCAUCAAAACUUUUAGACUUCAACCAAAAAUUGGACAUACCUCUUCUUGACAAUGUCAUAGGUUUUAUGUACAAUGGGAUUGGAGAACAGCAACGUAUUGCCCAGGAGGUCCUCACCACACUCAAAGAGCACCCAGAUGCGUGGACAAGAGUGGACGCCAUCCUUGAGUACUCACAGAACCAACAGACCAAAUACUAUGCACUACAGAUCCUGGAACAGGUGAUCAACACUAAAUGGAAGGUGUUGCCUCGAGAUCAGUGUGAAGGAAUCAAGAAAUACAUAGUCAAUGUUAUUAUUAAAUUGUCCAGCACCCCAGAAUCUCUUGAAAGAGAAAAAGUAUAUUUGAAUAAAUUGAACAUGAUUCUUGUACAGAUCCUCAAGAGAGAAUGGCCUAAGAAUUGGCAGUCAUUCAUCCCAGACAUAGUUGGGGCAAGCAAGACCAAUGAGUCUAUGUGCCAGAACAACAUGGUCAUCCUCAAGUUGCUCUCAGAGGAGGUAUUUGACUUCUCUACAGGCCAGAUGACCCAGACCAAGGCCAAACACCUCAAAGACACCAUGUGUUCACAGUUCCAGCAGGUUUUCCUCCUCUGUAUAUUUGUCAUGGAAAACUCUCAAAACCCAACACUCGUCAGUGCCACACUAGAAACCCUGUUAAGAUUUCUCAACUGGAUUCCUCUUGGGUACAUCUUUGAAACCAAAUUGAUCAGCACACUUAUCUAUAAGUUCUUAGGUUUGCCACUUUUCCGUAACGUGACGCUCAAGUGUCUGACAGAGAUAGCUGGUGUGGCUGUCCCUUCCUAUGAUGAGUCAUACAUCAUGAUGUUUUCACAGACCAUCACACAGCUGCAGGAGAUGCUGCCACUGGAGACCAACAUCAGGGAAGCAUAUGCCAAUGGUCAGGAUGCAGAACAGCAGUUUAUCCAGAACUUGGCACUGUUUCUCUGCACGUACCUGAAGGAAAGAGGCUCGCUGGUUGAAAAGAAGCAACUCAGUGAUGCCUUGAUUAAGGCAUUACAGUACCUGAUCCUGAUAUCUGAAGUGGAUGACACAGAGAUAUUCAAGAUCUGCCUUGAGUAUUGGAAUGCUCUUGCAUCAGACCUGUACAGAGAGUCCCCAUUCUUGCCCCCAACUAGUGCCUCACCACUUUACCUCCCCAGACCAAACUCACGGCGCCAGUUUUACCAAUCCAUCCUUACCAAGGUGAGGGCGUUGAUGAUCAGCCGGAUGGCCAAACCAGAGGAGGUGUUGGUGGUUGAGAAUGAGCAGGGUGAAGUUGUGCGGGAAUUCAUGCGAGACACAGACUCCAUCAACAUGUACAAAAAUAUGCGUGAGACUUUAGUGUACCUCACUCAUCUGGACUAUGCAGACACAGAGCGCAUCAUGACGGAGAAGCUGGCAAAUCAGGUGAAUGGCAGUGAGUGGUCUUGGAGAAACCUGAACACACUGUGCUGGGCUGUUGGGUCCAUAAGUGGUGCCAUGCCUGAGGAGGAUGAGAAACGAUUUUUAGUGAUUGUGAUAAAAGACUUGCUUGGCCUUUGUGAACAGAAAAGAGGAAAAGACAAUAAGGCAAUCAUUGCUUCAAAUAUCAUGUACAUUGUGGGACAGUACCCAAGAUUUUUGCGCAUACAUUGGCGCUUCCUCAAGACUGUCAUCAACAAACUUUUUGAAUUCAUGCAUGAGACUCAUGAUGGUGUGCAGGACAUGGCGUGUGACACCUUCAUCAAGAUUGCACAGAAGUGUCGGCGGCAGUUUGUGCAGAUGCAGGUUGGGGAAGCGAUGCCAUUUAUCGAGGAAAUCCUUUCUUCUAUCAAUUCCAUCAUCUGUGACUUGCAACCCCAGCAGGUGCACACCUUCUAUGAAGCAGUGGGCUACAUGAUAAGUGCACAGACUGAUCAGGUCAUCCAGGACCAUCUCAUUGGCAAAUACAUGAUGCUGCCCAACCAGGUGUGGGAUGAGAUCAUCAACCAGGCAUCUAGGAAUGUUGACAUUUUGAAAGACCCUGAUGUUGUGAAGCAGCUUGCCAACAUCCUGAAGACCAAUGUUCGGGCAUGUAAGGCUCUGGGCCACCCAUUUGUAUCACAGUUGGGACGCAUUUACCUUGACAUGCUCAAUGUGUACAAGGUAAUGAGUGAAAAUAUCAGUGCAGCCAUUGCUCUCAACGGAGAAGGAGUCACCAAGCAGCCUCUCAUCAAGUCCAUGAGGGUGGUCAAGAAGGAAACACUCAAGUUAAUAUCGGGCUGGGUUUCCCGAUCUUAUGAUCACACCCUUGUCUUGGACAAUUUCAUUCCACCAUUGCUGGAAGCAGUCUUGAUGGACUAUCAGAGAACAGGUGUGCCAUCAGCAAGAGAACCCGAGGUCUUGUCCACCAUGGCCACCAUUGUCAAUAAGCUAGAGUCACACAUCACACAGCAGGUUCCCAAGAUCUUUGAUGCUGUGUUCCAAUGUACUCUGGCUAUGAUAAACAAGGACUUUGAAGAGUUUCCAGAGCAUAGAACAAAUUUCUUCCUUCUUCUGCAGGCUGUCAACACCCACUGUUUCACGGCGCUACUCAAUAUUCCUCCAGCACAAUUCAAGUUAGUAUUGGAUUCAAUCAUCUGGGCAUUCAAGCAUACUAUGAGAAAUGUAGCAGACACAGGACUCCAGAUCCUGUACCAGUUACUACAAAACAUUUCCGCCCAUGAACAUGCAGCGAGCAGUUUCUACCAAACAUACUACACUGAUAUCCUGCAGCACAUAUUCUCUGUGGUUACUGAUUCAUCACAUACAGCAGGUCUGACAAUGCAUGCGUCCAUCUUGGCAUAUAUGUUCACGCUGGUGGAACAGAACCGCAUCACAGUGAGUCUGGACUCUGCCAAUCCUGCAUCGCCAAGCACAAACAAUGUCACCUUUGUUCAGGGCUUUGUGGCUAACCUGCUCAAGGCUGCCUUCCCCCACCUCUCUGAGAACCAGAUCAAGAUUACUGUGCAGGGCAUGGUUAAUCUCAACCAGGAUAUUCCUGCCUUCAAGGAGCACUUGAGGGACUUCCUUGUACAAAUCAGAGAGGUGACUGGAGAUGAUGAUAGCGACCUUUUCCUGGAGGAGAGGGAAGCUACCCUCCGCCUGGCCCAGGAGGAGAAGCGCCGUGUACAGAUGAGUGUGCCAGGCAUUCUCAAUCCUCAUGAGAUCCCUGAGGAUAUGCAGGACUAAAAACUGAGUCAGCAACGCCACAGUCACAGCUCCAUUUUUCUAUGUCACCUUGUUGGGUAUUAUGAUUUUUGUUUUCAUUAUGUAUUACAAUGUGAAUUAAUGUUUUCAUCUUUUACAAUAAUUACUUUUCCUUGAGCCAUUAAAGGUCUCAUUGAUCUCAUUACUGAAAUCUUCAUUGGUCAAUGGAAAAUGGUGGGGGUUGUGACCCUCCUCCCUUAUUGAUAUGUUAGACACUACAUUUUUUUUUUCUUUAAACCAUGUGCAUAUAUAAAGUUCAUUAACUCUGAAUGUUUGUAAAGGAAUAUUCAGAGUGUAAAUAUUCUUUUUCACUCACUAUUCCUUGUGAAGCCUUAGGGCUAAGGAGCCUUUGUCCACUAGUCUCGAGAGAGCUGUAUAAACUAGCCAUCUCGCUGUCAAAGCCAGAGCAACCAUUGUUAAGCAUUCGCACUAAAUAUUCUUGAUGAAAGGAUGAAAGGCGGCAUAGUUUCUACCAUCCCACUCCAACAUUUAGCUUUACCAAUUUGUCCUUCCCAUGAGAUGUAAUAAGGACAAUGUUUACUUGUAUGUCUGCAUUUUUCAGACACUUAAUGUUCAGUUGUUCCAAUUUAUAUCUUAGAAAGUGACCAGUUUGUUAAUUCCAACUGUUCAUGUCAAAAAUGGAGACAAUUGUACCUUGUGAUUAGUUUACUGUUGCCAAAUGAGAUUGUUAGUGAUACUUCAGACCAAACAAGGACCAGCUUUUGUUUUCUUUUGUUAUAAGGGGAGACACUAUUGUUUUUUAAAAAGGAAGAAAAUUAAGAAGUAUGAGUUUUGGUAAAAUUUGUACUUGGUCAUGUAUCACAGAGAAAAGUUCCUUCUGUUCCAUGGACACUUAUAGUGGUGAAAAUCUGUUUGUACAGGAUUGUGUAUCUUGACAGUUGUGUGUGUAAAAAUACACAAUAAUCUUAAGGAAGUGAUGUUCCUCACAAUUUUCACCACUGGUAUUUAUGUAAAUUGUUUCAAGUCAGUACAUAACAGUCUGUGAUGACACAGGAUACUGCCAUAUGAGUGUUUGUUACCCGUGAUAUCAUGUCUAUGGCUUGCUACACACAAUGAACAAAUAGGAUCAGCUAACAAGUGGUUAUGCAUCCUACUUCAAGAACUGUUAACUGAAAUCAACUGACUUUAUUGAUCCUGUGUUGAUAGAAAUUAAUAUUCCUGGUGACAGUGUCCCAGCAAGGUAGGUUCCAUGCUCGCCUAUCCAGCAUAUAGGCUCCCCUCCCCACCACAUGCUGUGGGCAAAGCCACUGUGUGUGUGUGUGCGUGUGUGUGUGUGUGUGUGCUGAAAAGUGUGAAAAUAUAAUGUGUUUUGAGUCAAAAAUGAAUGUUUGUUGUUUAUCAGUCAAUGCUCUGGCUUUGGAGUUCAGAUUGGCAUUUGUAUUGUUAAUUAGAAAUAAUCUACUGUUGCAGGCCCAAUGGGCUUAUGGUGAAACCUCAGUUUUGUAGAGGAUUAGCUGAAUGUGAGACUAUAUUUGCUAUUAUCUGAAUGUGUUUUUGAUUUAACUUUUUUUUUCAGGAAACAUAUAGUUCGUGGUAGUAAAUAUUGUAGAGACAGAUGAUCAUGUGCCAGACCUGUGUGCUUGUGGAUCCCUUUCAGCUGCACUGCCGGAGUCCGGACUUAUGCCUUGUGUUUUAACAAAUGUCUUUUCAGUUUCUGCUUGAAUGAGCUAUUCAAAUUAGGGAGCAAUAAUAGUGUCCCCAAGGGCUGUGGAGACAUUGAUCUCUCCCAGCACUCCUGUUUGACCAAAGUGUGUGUUGUGUGCAUGCAAGGAGUGACUGUCAUUUGAGAACAUACUUUUGUUUAGUUACAUGGUGAAUGAUAGCAAGGUAUUGAGCAUGUCAAAGGCUGCCCCAACCAUCCUUCUUAUAUGUAUGUAGUUAUUUUAUUUGUUAUUUUUGUUUACUCUGUAGCACAUGCAUUAUGGAUAAUGCCUCUAUCAGUCCAUUCUCUGUUUCAUCUGCAAGAACAAGUGAAGGUUACCAAGGCAGAUUAAUGUUUGUGAGUGGCAGUUCUUGCCCUUUACAUGUUCUUUCUCACCUUGGUCCGGCAUUAUAAACAGGUGUUUCUUAAAAUGUGUUGAUGCCUCUCAACCAUUUCUGUUCACUGUUAAGUAAGCUUACUGUUAUAUAAUCAAAGCAUGAUACAAGCUUUUGGGAGCUAUUUUAAGUCUUGGUGACAGGUUCCAGUCAUGAUCUAGAAGUUUGUGCUUUGUGUAAGCUACAGAUAUGCAGAUCAGAUGAUAAAUUCCUUUCCACUUACAAGUGUUUGCACAAGAGCUCAUGGAAGAGUGGUCUGAUCCAGUAACAGGAUUGGCCAGAUUUCCAGCCAGAACUGUGUAAUGUGGGGAGAAUUUUCUUCCAUGGUUAUAUACGUGCUUUCCUGCAAAAUUGUGGGAAAAUUAAUUUUCAUUAAGCAGGGAAAUUUUUCCUUUGGAAAGAAAUCUUAAAUACAUAACCUUGUUAAGGUAAUCUUUGUAUGUAAGGUUGUAUGUGUGUAAUUUAUUAGAAAUCUCCUCUAUUGAAUGUAAGCUGUCAUUGUAUUACUAUUAUUAUUGCUAUGAUCUUUCUUAGUUUGUCUCGCAAGGGGCCACAUUGCCGUAGUAAGAUUUGGAAGCGGCAAACACAAAAAAAAAAAACUUGAAAAUUCUGCAUUACGCUUAUGCUCCCUUGUGUAUUAUCCUUUGUUGUUUUGAAGUUUGAGACAAAUUAUUGUACGUCAGACUCUGUAGCAAAUUCACCAGAGAUGCUAAUGUGCAUGUUUCAUCUAAAUCUUUGUCAUGAAAUCUGCAGGAGUAAUCAAGAUCAGUUUAGUUUUUCUCAGGUGUUAAUUGAACUUUAUUGAUCUUGAAAACCUAUGCGGAUUUUUCAGUAUAGAACUUUCUGUGUUGCACUUUGGGUUUUGUUAAGUUUACAUUAUGAAAUCUUAUUCAUAUAUGUCUGUGAUUUGCUAUAGUGUUGAAUAGUGUACCUUGAGCCUCAGAUAGUAGUUGUACCACUAACUGAGAGCAUCCCUAGUUAGAACAUUCAUUUUGGAGCAAGACUUGAACUACCACUAGGUUGAGUCUCUGGUGAACCCUCAGAUACAUCCCCUAGGGCAGCAGACAUAGACUUAAGCUGCAGCAGCAGUGGCAGGAAGGCCCCUCACUGACAGCAUCUGACAGUGAUGAGGGAAGGGAUGGAGGAAGGGAACACCAGAAGCAGUGUAGUGUGUGUGGGGAUCUCUGGAGAACACUUGUACCUUUCUGUAGCUUUGGCUGGAACACUAACAUUCAGAAUACCAUCACAUUCAGGACUUAACCUUUAUACAUUCAUGGUUCAUGUUGUUCUUCCACCCCAUAGUAUGUGUGCUGUGUGUCUCCUUCAGUGCAUUGAGCCUGAGUCGCAGCGUCUCUGUUUUAAGAGGCGACGAGUCUUGUGUGACUGAAAGUUUUGAUAUUCUGCUACUUGUGCAAAACUUAGCAAAAUAAAUAUUUUACAUGAAA